Molecule: messenger RNA, 2424 nt
Organism: Anolis sagrei ordinatus
Lineage: Eukaryota; Metazoa; Chordata; Lepidosauria; Squamata; Anolidae
Gene: LMBR1
Product: limb development membrane protein 1
Biological process (GO): signal transduction
Cellular component (GO): plasma membrane
Molecular function (GO): transmembrane signaling receptor activity
Source: RefSeq, a predicted model, not a curated record
GCAGACGCGUCCCUCAGAAGGGAGUGACAGAGGCACAGGCGGGACGUCAUUCUCGUCAGCGCGCGUUGUUGUUGUUGUCGUCGCCGUCCUCGUCGCCGCGCCUCUGGCUUUCCCUCAGGAGCCGCGGGGCCCCGGCCAUGCUCCCUCCGCCAGGCCCACCGCGGUCUUGGGAGCCGGAGCGGCGAGGCGAGGAAGAAGGGGAAGGGGAAGGGGAAAGGGAGGGAGGCUCGGGGCCUUGGCCUCGGCCAUUGCGGUGAUGAGAGGAUGGACGCCGACGAAGUGAGCAUCCGCGAGCAGAACUUCCACAGCCAAGUCCGCGAGUACACGAUCUGUUUUCUUCUAUUCGCUAUUCUGUAUAUUGUUUCCUAUUUCAUUAUCAGAAGAUACAAGAGGAAAGGAGAUGAGCAAGAAGAUGAAGAUGCAAUUGUCAAUAGAAUUUCGCUGUUCUUGAGUACAUUUACUCUUGCAGUUUCAGCUGGUGCCGUCCUUCUUUUACCUUUCUCCAUAAUCAGCAAUGAGAUCCUACUCUCUUUUCCUCAUAGCUACUAUAUUCAGUGGCUAAAUGGCUCUCUAAUACAUGGUUUAUGGAAUCUUGCUUCCCUGUUUUCCAAUCUUUGUUUAUUUGUAUUGAUGCCCUUUGCUUUCUUUUUUCUGGAAUCAGAAGGCUUUGCUGGCUUGAAAAAGGGGAUCAAAGCGCGCAUUCUGGAAACCGUUGUUAUGCUCAUUCUUCUUGCGCUGCUCAUCUUUGGAAUAGUGUGGGUUGCUUCAGCUCUCAUAGACAAUGAUGCUGCGAGUAUGGAGUCUUUGUAUGAUCUUUGGGAAUUCUACCUCCCGUAUUUAUAUUCCUGUAUAUCAUUGAUGGGAUGUUUAUUGCUUCUAUUAUGUACGCCAAUGGGACUUUCACGAAUGUUUACAGUAAUGGGUCAGUUGCUUGUGAAGCCAACGAUCCUUGAAGACCUGGAUGAACAAAUAUAUAUUAUCACCCUAGAAGAAGAAGCUAUCAUGAGGAGGCUAAAUGGGAUUUCUUCCUCCGUGGAAUAUAACCCAAAACAACUGGAACAGGAGCUCAAUAAUGUGAAGAGAAUGAAGACAAAACUGGAGCGACGGAAAAAAGCUUCUGCGUGGGAAAGAAAUCUUGUAUAUCCAACUGUAAUGAUAUUACUUCUAACUAAAACGGCAAUCUCCGUCCUUCUGGUUGCUUGCAACAUUCUUUGCCUAUUGGUUGAUGAAACUGCAAUGCCAAAGGGGUCAAGGGGGCCUGGCAUUGGAAAUGCCUCUCUGUCUACCUUUGGCUUUGUCGGCGCAGCGCUUGAGAUCAUUUUAAUUUUCUAUCUUAUGGUCUCCUCUGUAGUCGGCUUCUACAGCCUGCGUUUUUUUGGAGAUUUCACUCCCAGAAAGGAUGACACAACCAUGACAAAGAUAAUUGGGAACUGUGUUUCUAUAUUGGUCCUCAGUUCAGCUUUGCCAGUUAUGUCUAGAACACUGGGCAUUACAAGAUUUGAUCUUCUUGGAGACUUUGGAAGGUUUAACUGGUUAGGGAACUUCUAUAUCGUGCUAUCUUACAAUCUGCUCUUUGCCAUUUUGACAACCCUGAGUUUGGUCAGAAAAUUCACCUCAGCAGUUAGAGAAGAACUGCUCAAAGCACUAGGUUUAGAUAAACUUCACCUCUCACACAAUGCAAGAGACUCUGAGACAGCUAAGCCCUCUGUAAAUGGGCAUCAGAAAACACUGUGAAAAGCAGUCAGUGGGACUGAGCUCUUCAGCUUCAUGACAUUCCUGUCACUUCAUCACACUUGGUUUUUGUAUUGCUUUUACCUGUUUGUAUUUUGGGUCCAACGUGAUACAGAUGUGUCCAAGAAAGAUGGGUACAUCUGGCUGUGUUCUCCUCUCUUGGACUGGCCUGUGUUUCUUCCAGCUUCUUUUUCAGCUGGUUCAGAAAUGUGGCUCAAAACCGGGAAGCUGAAAACUGCAUUCCUCUUUGAAGAGUUUCCAUAUUGAACUGUCUGUGAAGAAAUACAUUUCUGAAGAAUGUGGUUAUGUGCCUGAGAUGAACCUUGCUAGUUGGAAAUGCACCCAGCCGCACCCCAUUGCUUAAUUUUUCCAGUAGGACUGUAUUAUGAAAGCGAGAUUAACUUGCAGGAUGUAGAAAGGUCCAGGAUCAGUUAAUUUGCUCGUGUAGUUUGUACUGUAACUACCGAAUAUCUAAGCAGUCCUACUUCUAAACAACAAACCGUCCUGCAGUUAUCACUGAAGACAACUUCCUUCCUGGUUAAUGUAUUAUGCAAUAAUUUAACCUCACACUGCUAAAACUGAGCCUGGAAAACUGACAAAUUUCACAGACCUCUGAUCAUUGUGUACAGAAUCAUGUAUCUGGAAUAUCUUAAUACAGCAAUUACUUGCUUCACUAAAUAUUAUGCACAGAAA